UCAAUUUCCAUUAGGUCAGUUAUACUCUCUUCUCCGAUAUAAUGUUUCUGUUUAUUAAGCAGAAAAAGUCGAGGUACAUGUGUACGUAUGUUUAUCGUCCAAAAAAUCGUGGCGAUCAAACCUUCUUUUAGAAAUUUUAAAAUCUUAGUCGAGCUUCUCUCUUCUCUUAUAGUGCCAUCGUUUUUUGCGCAUACUCGCGCGCGCACAACGUCAUAAGCGCACACAUCAACAGUAACAUAUACAGUAACCGCGGUGGAGCGCAGGCGCCAGUAGCAGAAGACGGCAAGAAGAACCUAUCUAGCCUACGCUGUGAGCCGUCUGUCUCUGAACCGAGAACUGCCGAGAGAGAAAAAUAGUCGAGUUGCGGUAGUGGUUGCGCUCAAGAGUCGUGCGAGCCUCCUGGUGUGUCUGCAAUACGAGACCACACGUAGUUUGAGCUAAGAAGAAUAAGCUCAACCGAGACAAAUAUAUAAUAACAAUAAUAAUAAUAAUAAACGCGCACACAUUCACAUAGCAGUUAGUCUUCGUGUGUGCCCUCGGCCUCGUAAUACACCUGACGCAGUUACAGUCUCUUUCUCGCGCGCGCUCUCUGUGUAUAUUCACCAGUUUUCGGGGAGGAGCUCCCGCGCCAGCGCCGUACUAGUCGCAGCAGCCUCAACUCCUCGCCGUCGUCUGUCUGCUUGUCUGUCUGCUUGUCUGUCUUUGCACAAGUGUUGAAUAUUGCAGUAGCUCUCUCUCACUCUCUCUCUCUCUCUCUCUCUCUCUCUCUCUCUCUCUCUCUCUCUCUCUCUCUCUCUCUCUCUCUCUCUCUCUCUCUUCUCUAGUCAGGAUGUCCGUCCUUGCGAUCCAGUGCUUCCAUUUUUGACAACCGCGGAUAGCUUCCUCUGCAAUCUCUCUGUAUCCCUGUCAACAUCUCAGACAGGUGAUCAUCAGCUCCCUAUCCUCACCCUCAUUAUUUAUAUAGCGCCUACAUAACUUGUUUAAGUGGGCUCCCUCUUCUUCGUUAUAUUAGCUCUGAACGCUAUUUUUUGUUAGAUUACCGUGCCUUUCAGUAUGCUGUACACAGCUUGAUUUCUCGCUGCACAGAGAGACAUUAUAUAUUUUGAAUCUAACAUAUCAUUUAGCCAGAGUUGAAAUUCUAGCUGGCAGUGUUUUCUUUCAGCGCUUUUAUAUUCGCGUAAUUGUUAAACACAACCAAGCUUGCGUUGGCUCUCUCAAAUAAAUAGACGCAUAAUAUACCUUAAAGCGAAUUUUAAAGCGAAUCGUUUUCUCGCCUUAACUCGCAGUGCUUUGACUGUUUCUGCCUCAGUCAUACUGCUGAUUGGUUAGAAUUACGCAAAAAUUGUUGCUGUUUUUAAUUGGCUAGAGUUAUAUGCUUCAUGUAUUUACUGAAGUAUUACUGUGUAAUGAAGGAUACAAGUAGGUUGAAACUUAAUGUUCCUUUUUAGUUUGGUCAAUGUUGGGCAAGGUAGAUCUGUGUACCCAAAACAUAACGGCAAUUGUAUUGCCCAUGGGUAAGCUCAAGUCAAGAUUGUAAUAGGGAAACUUAUAACUAAGCAAGUUAUCUUGUGGUGGAGUUCAUUAAUAUUUAUACCUUUGAGUGGUUUCAUCUAAGUCAAAAGAAUCAAACAUAAAAAUGGCAAGUACCAAAUCAGCAGAGAACGCUGUUCAAACUAAACCCAUUGAAGUGUCUCAGCAGCUCCAGGAUGGUGAAAAGUUUGUCAAGUGGGACGAGGAUUCAGGAAUAGCAACACCAGUCACUCUCAAAGUGGACAAAAAUGGUUUUUAUUUGCACUGGAUAGAUCAGCACAACGAAAUGGAUAUGCUUGAUAUAGCUAUAAUUCGUGAUACACGAAAUGGAAAACAUGCUAAAAUACCCAAGGAUCCAAAGUUAAGGAGCCUUGUAACAAUGGGCUCUCAAGAUUCUUUAGAAGACAAGACUAUUACUAUCUGCUAUGGUUCGGAUUUUGUAAACGUGACUUUCAUUAAUUUCUGUACAACUCGUGCUGAUAUUGCGCGUCACUGGACCGAUCAGAUUCUCCACUUGGCUUAUAAUCUCACACAGCUUAAUACUAGCACAAUAAUGUUCUUGCAAAAGGCGCACACAAAAUUGACAUUAUCGGCUGAUAAACAGGGAAACGUACCUGUCAAAAACAUCGUAAAGAUGUUCACGCAAAACAAAGAUGACCGAAAGCGCGUGGAGAAGGCACUCGACAUAUCCGGCUACGCGUCAGGCAAGAACGACUCAAUUCCACUGCAAAAAUUCCAAUUCGAGGAAUUUUUUAACUUUUACAAGUCGCUGACGCAACGUUCGGACGUGGAAAAAGUAUUCGACGAGAUAGUGGGCAAUCCGAAGCGCAAGCUGAUGUCAGUGCCGCAAUUCGUGAAAUUUCUGAAUGAAACGCAACGCGAUCCACGUCUUAAUGAGAUCCUCUAUCCUUAUGCCAAUGAUGCACGCGCCAUGGAAAUAAUCGAUCAAUACGAGCCCAAUAAGCACAACGCCCAAAAGGGCCAACUAAGCUCCGACGGAUUUCUUCGUUACUUGAUGAGCGAGGAUAAUCCCAUUGUUGCCGUGUCCAAAUUCGAACUGUCCGACGAUAUGGAUCAGCCGCUCGCUCACUAUUUCAUCAAUUCUAGUCACAAUACUUAUCUCACCGGUCAUCAAUUAACUGGCAAAAGUUCGGUGGAAAUAUACCGGCAAUGUUUGUUAGCCGGCUGUCGAUGCGUCGAACUUGAUUUCUGGAAUGGUAAAUUCGACGAACCCGUCAUUGUUCAUGGCUACACUUUCGUACCUGAGAUCUCAGCUCGCGAAGUUAUCGAGGCGAUAGCAGAGAGUGCCUUUAAAACAUCCGAGUAUCCUGUGAUACUUAGCUUCGAAAAUCACUGUAACCCAAGGCAGCAGGCUAAAAUUGCUCAGUACUGCAGAGAGUACUUUGGUGAAAUGCUACUUGAACAGCCCCUCGAAACACAUAAGUUAGAACCCGGCCAAGAGUUACCACCGCCGUCGCUCUUGCGAAAAAAGAUAAUAAUAAAAAAUAAGAAAAAACAUCAUCACCAUCAUCAUAAAAAACACCAAAAAAAGCAGCAGCAACAGCAACAGCUGCAGGCUCAAAUAGAGGGCAACGAGGGAAAUGCUGAGGCCGGCCAAGAGAACGGGAACGAAAGUCAAGCGAGUAAAGGAGAAAAUGGUCCCCCACCCGAUAUUAUUCCGCAAAGUGAAGUGGUUGAUGGAGUUGUUGUGGGUAAUGGAAAUGGCGAGAAUCAAAUAGGAAAUGGAGACAUUCAUCCGCCUAUGCUACAACAACGACAGGGUAGCAAGGAUAGCACGCAAGAUGACGACGAUGACGACGAUGAAUCAAGCACCGAAGAAGAUGAAUCGAAUGUUGAAGAUGGCAAAGUGAGACUCAAUGACAAGGAUCAAGUUGCCGAUAAAGUAGCUGCUGCAAAAGAAACAGAAGCUGGAGCUGAAAUAUCAGCUCUUGUUAAUUACGUUCAGCCUGUUCAUUUCACUAGCUUCGAACAUUCCGAAAGAAAAAAUAGAACUUAUGAAAUGUCAUCUUUUGAUGAGAAACAAGCCACAACUCUUUUGAAAGAACGACCAUUGGAGUUUGUCAAUUAUAAUAAACAUCAACUCUCGAGAGUUUACCCGUCGGGAACACGAUUUGACUCGAGUAACUUUAUGCCUCAAGUUUUCUGGAACGCAGGAUGUCAACUUGUUGCUUUGAAUUAUCAGACUUUAGAUCUUGCUAUGCAACUAAAUUUAGGAAUUUUCGAAUACAAUAAGCGAUGCGGCUAUUUAUUAAAACCUGAAUUUAUGCGUCGAAAAGAUCGUCCGUUAGAUCCAUUUGCUGAAUCUGCUGUAGAUGGAAUUAUUGCUGGAAUGGUCCGUAUUCAUGUUAUAUCGGCCCAAUUCUUAACAGAUAGGAGAGUCGGGACUUACGUAGAAGUCGAUAUGUAUGGCCUUCCGGCCGACACAGUUAGAAAGAAGUUUAGAACGAAAACCGUUCCAAAUAAUGGUAUUAAUCCAGUAUAUGAUGAAGAGCCAUUUAUUUUUAAAAAGAUAGUAUUACCAGAACUAGCAUCGAUACGAAUAGCAGCAUACGAGGAAUCUGGCAAAAUGAUCGGGCAUCGAGUUCUGCCCGUGGUUGGCCUUUGCCCAGGCUAUCACCAUGUGGCAUUGAGAAAUGACAUUGGUCAGCCCCUUCCGUUGGCGAACCUCUUUAUGCAUGUCAUUGUUAACGAUUACGUACCGGAUGGUCUUAGUGAUUUUGCUGAAGCUCUCGCCAAUCCAAUCAAGUAUCAGAGUGAACGUGAAAAGAGAGAAAAGCAAUUGGAAGUGCUCCUUGAUGAUUUGGAAGAGCCAAAAGAAGGAGAAGUCGAGAUUAAAGAAAAAGUUAAGGAAAAAGGUGGCAGUGGACCAAGUUCCUCUAAGCCAGCCGACGAGAGUUCAAAGUCAAAAAGACACCAAUCGAUCGGAGAGCUGCCGGGAUUAAUACCAAGUACUGGUAGUCCACAGGGAAGACCUUCAAUAGGUGCGAUAAAUACAUCUGAUUCUCAGGAGAUAGAAGAUGGCGGGACCUCGUUGACUGUAAAUAUUGCCGAUGCUUCUUCCAAUAAGAGCCCCUUGAACGCCAGUAUGAGUUCUUUUUCUAUAGCAUCCGAAGAGAUCAUCGCCGAGCCUUUGGACAAGUUUAUGGAAAAUAAAUUGGUAAAGGAGAAGAAAAGUGAAUUAGAGAAAAAAUUGGAAUCUUUAAGAAAGAAACAAGAAAAAGAGAAAGUACGGGUACAAAAUGCCAAGGGCUCUGUUGAUGGAGAAAAACAUAAAUCCAAAUUCGUAAGCCACAAAAUUUUGCAACGUUUGUCCAGUAAAAACAUCUUUUCCAGUGAAGUAGCUCUAAGUACCAUGGCUCUACCUGAAGCAGCAGAGUCAGUUGAGGUGGAUGGCAAUGAUAGUCUUCCGAAAGGAUUACCGCGAAGUCAGAGCGAACGUUUGCUCGCAGUUUGUCGAGAGCAUGUUCAGCAAGAGCGUGAGUUGCAAGAAAAGUAUUACGAAAGUAUGUUCAAUACAUUGGACAAAAUUAUGAAGUCCUCGCAGUCCAGUCAGUUGAAGACACUUCAAGCUCUUUACGAGCGGGAAACUGUUGAUGUAAAGCGGAAGUUACAAGCUAUGAGACAUGAAGAGGUAAAACAGUUAGCCAAAGUUCACAAAGAUAAAGCUGAGUUCGAUCGUAUGAAGAGGGAGGUAGCAAAAUCAACCGUGGAAAAAGGAGUUAAUGAAUGCACAAGAUUGACAAAGAUUUAUGAAAAAAAAAGAGUUGAACUGGAAAAACAGCACGAGGAAGUGAGACAAAAAUUGGAAGAAGAAAAAAUUAAGGUACGGGCAGCUCUUCAGGCAGAAUUCAACAGCCGUUGUAGCAAAUUUGAAAGUGGCGAAGAUUUGUCUCCAACAAAUGAUGGCCCGGAAGUCCCUGAAGGUGUCAGUGAAAAGACUUACUAGCAAGAGGCCACUGGACAUUCUGGUUGGUUGCGUUGUUUCCAACGAAAUAAAAGUCAAUGAUGGGAUAUAUUAUUUCAACGGUGGGAAUCCGUUUUGAUAUUACGAGAAAAGCCUCUCCGUGAAUAGGCUCUAUAAAUUGACCUUGAGAAGCUUAUUAAAAUAAUAAUACCCUGACAGGAUAUAUGAAGACAGUUGUAUUUUUGGUAUAUUUAACAUUCCAAAAUCGUGUAAAACUGAUCUUCGAUGAAAUUGUAUAAUUGUCAAAGUCACUCAAUGAGAAAGAGGAAAGUGUUUGAUUUAGCGACGUUGUCAUCACGAAUUGUAAAAGCAAUGAAAACGUUUACGCAUAAAACACCACUUCAUUAAUAUUUGACUCAUAGUCACAGUAUUAAAUAAUUAAAAUAUAAGCAGAGAACCUUUUGCAAACAAUAGAAGAUUAAGGUUGAUGAUAUGCUUAAAAAACAAAAAAACAAAACAAAAAAAUCUGGUUGAUGAAAUAAAGUUAUUUAAGGUGAAAAAGAGAUGUACUUAUACGAUGGGAAUGUGAUUUUAAGUAAGUGUAAUCUUUGUAAAAUAUAAUUAUGAAUCUUGUUGUUAUAUGUAUAAGACGUGAUACCUCCACUCAGCUUAUAUUGAUAAACUUCGUACAAGAAUUUUGUCAAUAAAGUAUAAAUUUGUUCGGGUAAUAAAACCAGACCCGCAUAGAAUCUCAUCGGCCUAGCGGAGUCUUCAGGUUUUGAGUAAUGUGUUAGGAAAAACAAUACAAUUAUUCGAUUUAAUAUUUUUUGUUAGCUAAGGCGUUCGUCACCGAAAUUCAUUGUGAGUCGAUCUAUAGAAAGUAUAUUUUUUAAGAUAAAAUUAAUUGGAAAAAUAUUGAUUUGUAAACAGUUAAUUAGGAACCUUAACUUUUUGUGAAGGAGCUCUAAUGAGAUAUUUUUUUACGGUAAAAUAAAUUUUGGAUGUUUAUUUAAAAAAAGGAAAGUCAAAGACGAUUUAAACUAAAAAAAUGGACGCGUUAUCGAAAAUAAUUUAAUUAUCAAACAAGUCUCCGUAGACUAAUUUUUUCAAAACGACAAUCAAAAAUGUUACACGUGUAAAUAUUAACACUGAUGUAAUAUUUUCCUCGUUAACAUUAAUUUUUAUGAAGCGUAUGUAUGAGGAAGUAUAAAAUACAAUUUAUUGAAAAAAAUUCUUAUAAAUUGAAAAUAUGAAAAGUAAAAAUAUGAUACAGAUAAUAAUAUUUAUAAUUCUUAUUCAGAUUAAAAUAUAUAUCAGGAUAAAUUCCACAUAGUCGUGAUAUUAAUGUACUACUAUGCAUAGCAUAAAAUUUUUAAUUCUACUCGCUGCGGUUAUAAAGAAUAGAAAAAUUUUCAAAGAUGGAAUGAUAUAUAUGCAGAACUAAAGUUGAAGCAUAUGCAGAAUUAAAGUUCAAGAACUAAAAAUAAAGCUAUUUUCAAAAACUGCUUCUCGUCCUUCAGUAACAGAGUAUAAAACUGACUAAUAUUAAACAUGUUGUUUUAUAGACGCGACGCGUUGUGAUAUUAAUGGAUCUCAAAGCAAUCGUAGGAUCGCUGUGUAAAACUUAAUUAUAUGUAUGCGCUCAGCGAGAGGAAAGAUAAUAGUGUGAUGCGAAAAUAGUCAAACGCUUGAAGUUAUAAAGCGUUUUAUCAUUGAUGGAUUCAUUUACAAAUUGAAAUAAUCAUGAAUUGUUGGUUUAUGCGUGUUAAUUAUUUUCUACGAUAAAUUAUUUUUUAAGAAUUGUUUUCGAAUUUUUUCAAGUUAACUAUUACAAAAAAUUGGCAUGCUCAGUAAUACUAUAUAUUAAAUAUAUUGUAUAUAUUGAAGCAAUAUGCUAUGAUAUACGAAUUCCAAAAUAUAUUUAUGUUUAUAUUGAAUGUCAAUUAUAUUUUUAAGGAUUAUACGUAAUUUCUUCCAAAUAAUAUACGCAUCUUUCGAAAUGUUGUGCUCAAAUUAUUUAAUGAACUAUGCUUCAUUUGCUAUGCGUACAUUUUACUGAGUAUGCCAUUGUACGAAAAAUUUUCAUUAUCGAUUACACUUUGUACUGACAAAUUUUAAAUAAAAUACAUACGUUUUUUAUUCUUUAUCGGUACAAAGUUCUUCAAUUAAAAUAUUUUGUCAUAUCAAUUUAUUGAAGCACAAAUACCGAUAAAAAAGCUAAAUAAAUAUGUAUUUUCAAAUUUCCGCCAUAUACAAAAGAAAAGAUUGUUGACGUUUUUGAGCUUCCUCCGCUAUCAGCGUUAAUUCUAUUGUGAAGGUUAUUACUAGUUAUCAAAUUAUAUAUCGAAGGAAAUCUAAAUGGAGAUUUUCUAUAAAAGUGAACUAUGUAUUUAUUGUGGUGAGUAUACAGCGAAAAGUUAUAAUAUAAAUUAAUUAAAUUAAUAUGUAAAGAAAUAACUUAUAAUUACGGUACGCACUCGAUUUAUGAUAUUUUCAGAGACACAAUGCGAAAUUUCUUGAAUCUCAAAAAAAAAUUUUUACUUUUGAUAUAUACAUAUUUUUCAGUUACUUUUAAGACCGCUAAUCUCAGCAACUAUAUAUCAUUACGUUUUAUGCGUGAACUGUAGCAAACUGUUAGAACAUAUAACAAUGAAUCAAGAGAGCAUAAAUUGAAAUAUUAUUACAAAGAAAGAAAGGAAUGUAAUGUUCUGUUCUUCCAAUUACAAAAGGACUUCCAUGUAACUUAAACUUGAACGUUAAGCAUCUUAACGUUAAUGGUUUCUCUUUUUGUUAUUUAAAAAUUUGUGUAAAUAGAUUAAGAGGAAUAAUAACAAAGCUAAUAAUUACUUUAUAAACUUCGCGUUAAAAUAUUAUUAUGUGUUAUUGCUGUUGAUGUUGUUGAGCAUAUAUAAGCGUAUAGAUAUAUAAGUUAUGUCUUCUGUAAUCUCUUACGCGAAAUUCAUGCGAUAGAACUUAUUAAGUAAGAAAAUCGCCAAUGUAAAUAAGCACAUCUGAAUAUUAUAAAAUAUAAUGUUUUCAUGAAUACGCAUCGAACAGCUAGGUUCGAAGUGGCCUUCCGAAAAAAUUAAGUUUUAUUUAGUAGACAAUAUUUUACUACCUAGUUCUCGUUAAAAUGUUCACUGCACUUUGAGCAUUUAAACAUUAUCCAAAUAUUAUAUUAUUUCAAUAGUGUAAUAUCGCUGGAUCACAGUGGAAUAAAGUCACGAAACUAGUCUUUAAUGAUGAGAUAAAGUCAUAUUGUAAUCAAGUAUAUGAUUUAGUCGACUUUUAUUUAGUAACUAUAUAAAUAAGUUUGUUAACGUGUUUUUUUGUUUUUGUUUCUGUUUUGUAGUAUCUUUAUUUUGAGAAACGACUUCGAUCCCUACAGCUUUCGAAAAUCAUUCUGCCAAAUCGAACGUAAAAUGAAAGUCUAAUCAGCUAUCUUCUUCCAAUGAUUCCUAAAAUAUCUUUCUUACAAAAGAUAUAAUUACGUGUGUAAACAUCAUCUAAUACAUAAUAAAAAAAUCGGUUUUAUACACAAAUUAGUUUCUACCCAAAUUAAUCCAUACAAAAAAAUGUCCUUCAAAUUGAAGUUUAGUUUCUAGGCUUAUAUAAGGGAUAAAUCAUAUCUCCCAUUUUAAGUAGGCAUUUUCUUAAAUCCAUAUUGGAUAUUCGAUUGAACUUCAAAAUUGCAAUUUUCAAAAUUUGUAUAUUUUGCUGGGUAUAUUGUUCGAUAUUUUAUGUAUAGUUUUUACAAGUUCAACUGAAUAAUACAUUUUAUAUGAUGUGUAGCUCUCCAUUAACUCCAAAAAAUAGAUCAAUGACCAGUAAAUUUCUCUCAAUGUAAUGUUAAGUCAAUGUCAAGUCGCGAAAUGAAAUUGACAAUGACAAAUAUCAUACAUUUGUAAAUAUGAUAUUUUAUCCAUCAAAAAGUGACUUCUUGUUAAAGAUAAGAUUUUUUUGUAAUAUCAAACAUUUUUAUUUGAAACAUUAAUGAAACUGAAUAAAUUGUAUUUGAAAUUUAAUAAGCUCUUACUAGUUUAUCAGAAAAAAAUCUUGUGGAUUCAUACAAAUGAAACUAACAAUGAAUACUAGAGUUUUAUAAAUAUUUCUCUCUUCCAAGACGAUUUUCUUAUAAAAUAAUAAAAACCAGCCAAUGCACCGAUUUUUCGAGUGUUAUUUGAGAAAUAACACCGGAAAUGAAAAUCAUAUAUAUCGACAUUAUUUACCAGAACUAGGUGUGUAACUAAUACUAGUUGUCUACAUAUUUUAUACUUUUGUACAAAUUUUGAAUGAAAGUGUUCUAGAAGUCUUGUUGUAUUUAAACUUGAUAACUUGAAAAGUAAAUAAUUAAAAUAACAUUUGAAAUUAAGUGUGAAAGUACUGAAAAGAAAAUAACCCCAGUUGUUAAAAUUAGAGUCAAAUAAAUAGGUAAUCAUAAAGUUCUUUUUGCUAUAUGGCUUUUGCACUUUCUCUGCGAUGUUAUAUGCUGUUUACACACUUUUCCAUUUCUACUAUUUCUUGUGCAUCUUAAUAUCGUUAAAUAUUGUUAAAUAUGAGUAUAUCUAACAUUGUAAGUUAAGCUAGAGUAACUGUAAAUAAAUUGGAACAGACGAUUAUUGAUAAUAAUAAAAAUUAGAUUAUAAAAGUCAUAGUGAUGAUCGUCUGAUUUUUGCUGUCUAAAUAAAAAAGUUUUAUAUUCCUCUAAUUUAUAGAUCAUUGUAAAACACGUCUAAAUGACAUGCGAUAGUAUUUGUAAGAAUUAUUAAUAAAGUUGUAAUUGUUAAUGGUUAAUUCACAUCAAAUCGCUGUGUGUGUGAGUAUAAACGUAAAAAAUAGUUCGUCGCUUCCUGUCGUUAUCACUUAUUGCAAAUCAAUUGACCAGUAAAUUAAUUAAAUUUGGUUUUCUACGUAAAAUAUAUUCUAUUUAAAAGUAUUUGAAACUGUCAAAUGAAUCGUUAAAAAUUAUUCAAUACUUGUACCUGUAAAAUUCUAUGGUGCAUUUGAUUUACGUAAUAAUUAAUUUAUUAGAUAAUAUGAACCUGCCUCUUUAUAACAUAUAUUUAAAUAAAAAAUUAAGCAAUAUAAAUAUCUACGCAGUUAAUCUGUAGUCUUACUAGUCGAGACGCUAAAGGGUGUUUUUUUUGUAUACAUACAAUGUCUUUCUAAGUCUUCGUGCAAGUAUAACAAAAGGAUACACAUUGUAUACUCCAUGAAAAUAUGUCAGAAAAUCACACGAGCUUUUUUCUAAGUACAAAUAAUUUUGCACGAUGAAUCAAUUGUUUCAUAAAAACAUAAAAAAACAUAAUAUCGAGGCCAUCCUUUAAUACAUUCACAGAUACCCCUCGGCGUCCGGUCUAAACGUAAAAGCACUGGUUAAAUAUUCAAUCAUAACAGAUGUGACUUAUAGGUAGUAAUUAUUAGUGAAAAUCAAAAUGUCUCUUGACUGAAUAAGAAGUAAUUUUCUAUUCUGUGUAAAAUUUAAUUUAUAAAUUUGUAGAAUACACCAUUUAUCACAACCCAUUAUAAAUUACUGUAGUAAAUGGUUCUCCAAAAAAAAAUAAUAUAAAGCUUAUUAAAAAAAAGAGCAUUAUUUAUAAUUCAAACUUGGUGAAUGAUAAUUUUUUAAACAUCUACAUCUAAUAACACUUAUUUAAAUAUGCUAACACAACUAAAUAAAAGUAUCAGUAUGAAUUUCAAAUAGUAUAAGAAUAAAAGAAUGGUCAUUUGUUAUCAGAUUGUGUCGGUAUACGAUAUAAAAAGAUAAUGAGGUUUACGGACAAGUAUUGAAUCGAUGUCACCCACAAAUUUGAAAUGGAAAUAAUAAUAAUUAAAAAAUUUUUAAAUAUCCAAUGGAACUUUAAUGGCCCUUUCUCUAAUACACUUGUGCCUUGACUUCAAAAAUUAUUCCAUAAAUGUUGUAAUUCUAUUCUGUGCACACAAAAGCAUGGAUCGCGCCAUUGAUUCUGCUUCCUUUUCAGCGAAGGGUUAUAAUUGAUGUUCGAUGUUCAUAAUAAUAUAAGAAAUAAAAUUAAAAAAUUACUAAAAAUAUAAUACAUGAAAAAGGGACUAUAAAAAUGUAAUUUUGUCAUGUGAAGACGUUGAAAAUUGUUAUUGAAAGAUACGUAAUCGUACGAAAGUAAAAGGAAACGCAAUCACUUUUAUGAUAAUAAAUUAACAUGUUAGUAUUUCCUUAUAACAAGCUUUCUGAAAUAAAAGUUUAUUAUUAUUUUAUAAAUGUGAGCUGAAAUUAAUACCAUCAAUUUUUUAAUGUAGCUAAUUUAACAGUAAAUCUGACGGUUGAAAGCAACUAACAACUAUAUGCUGGAAAUUCUAUUACAAUCUUAUAUAUCAGUACAUGUAUAUAUUUUUUUAAACAUUAAACAUCGUAAAUUCUGAAAAUUUUCAGUGUUUUUCGUUUAUUUGUUUUUGUUUCUGUAUUGUUAAUAUUGAUACAAGUAGGUCAUAUGAUCAUAAAGGUGAACGCGUUUGCUGAUAUAUGUCACUUGAUAUAUUUUUGACAUGAUUUGACGAUAUUUUUUUAUUUGAAUAAUUCUAAUGUUUGAGAAUGUUUAUAAAAUCAGAAGUGAAAUUUAUUUGAAGAUGAAUAUGAAAUAAAAACAGAAGGUAAUGAAAAUUUCAAACUUAAACUAUCAAAUUGUAUGUACGAACUGAAUCUGAAUUUUCUAAGCAUGCUUAAUUCCUUAUUUAGAAUUCUAUAAGAUUGAAUAAGAAAAUAUCUCAAAACAUAUAAGUAAAAGUAAUAAUAGAAUCACCAUUAAUAUUAUGCUACGGAGAUAUAUAAAUAGAUUUUGUUAUUUAAAGAUGAGGCAGAUUUUAAUAGUGAGGUAAUAUUAGAAGUGGCUUUGUUUUUGUCCACUUUGCGUAUCAAUUUUUUACAUCAUAUGAACUAAAAUUUAGAAGCUAAAUUUAAAUACUAAUAAAAAAGAUUUUCUUGAAACUAAUCCAUUUGUCCAAUCGUCUUGUUAUAAGAAGAGAUCUUAUAGCGAGAAGAAAUCAUCUUGUAACAAGAGGGACUUUCCUCUCCAGAUUAUUUUGAGAAGAAUCCACUUGUUAUAAGAUUUUUUUUUCACGGUACAUAACAUGGAUAGCACUGCACACGAAUAGUUUUGUUUAUUUGCAAUCAUCACGUCUGAUAAUCAAAAAAUAUUGAUGUAUCUUAAUUAAAUAAAACCACGGCCCUUCUUUAGUUCAAAUGCUAUCAUUCAAUUACGAAAAGAACUCUUUUGAAACUGGGAUGAUCAUGCUAAUGUCACCGCAGUCGAAAAUACAUUAAAACUCUUCGAAAAAUGUAUAACAAUAAUAUCCUAUUAUUGAAAUUUCUGAAAGCGUAUGCAUAAAUAUCAUCCGAAACAAAAAAAACGAAGUAAAGAUAUUUCCAAUAGAUUUUGUUAAGUGUAAGCAAAAUAAUUUCUUUAAGAUGCACAUGUAUAUUUGAGACCAUUAUAUUAAAUGAAACUGACAUUAUAUAGACAUAUGUUAUCAUGGAACUUAAAUAAGUUUAAAAAUAAAAUAUAUCCAUGUGUAUGCAUUACAAUUACUUAGAUAAUAAUAAACAAUUGUUAAUUACCAAGCAAAUGUGGAGAAAUACGUGCCAUUUUAAUAAAUAUAAAAAAGAAUUACAUUCUAUAAAUGGCUGUAUUGCAAUGUAAAAUCAAGAAGAACUAUUGGCAUAAUAAAGUUCAUG
Phymastichus coffea is the source of this 13163-nucleotide messenger RNA. It is a transcript of the gene Plc21C, whose product is annotated as 1-phosphatidylinositol 4,5-bisphosphate phosphodiesterase classes I and II. Bases 1637 to 5497 code for a protein of 1286 amino acids. The transcript is spliced from 18 exons. Gene Ontology annotation, biological process: lipid catabolic process; phosphatidylinositol-mediated signaling. The record is from RefSeq and is a predicted model, not a curated record. Gene Ontology annotation, molecular function: phosphatidylinositol-4,5-bisphosphate phospholipase C activity; calcium ion binding. Lineage: Eukaryota; Metazoa; Arthropoda; Insecta; Hymenoptera; Eulophidae.